Anopheles darlingi is the source of this 920-nucleotide messenger RNA. RefSeq names its product TP53-regulated inhibitor of apoptosis 1-like. The record is from RefSeq and is a predicted model, not a curated record. Lineage: Eukaryota; Metazoa; Arthropoda; Insecta; Diptera; Culicidae. The coding region runs from base 348 to 605 and encodes 85 amino acids. The transcript has 3 exons.
GAGCGAGCAAGGAACUUUUUUUAAACUCUUUUCGACAAUUUCGUGAAUUUGUGAUAAGGAUAACGGUGAUAAAAGUAAAAUACAAUCAUUUGCAACUCCCGCCGUCGUUCCUGUUGGAAAAGUAGACCGGAUAGCAAUCGCCAUUCUCUCAACCAUCGCCAGAAAGUACAGAAAUCUGCGGCAGACAUCCGGGUGUCUCGAAAGAAAAACCCGCGGAAACCGAGCUAACGGCAAGAUUUCCUGCCAAUUAAGAUUACUGAUAGGCGCUACUAAAGGGAACGACCAGAGUACACCCAAUCUCACAUCGCAGACUCCUUCGAUCAAACAGCAGCGCUUCGUAAGACAAGAUGAACAGUAUCGGAGAAAAUUGUACGCAACUGAAGAAGGAUUACGAUAAUUGCUUCAACAAUUGGUUCUCGGAUCGGUUUCUUAAGGGCGAUACGGACGACUCCCUCUGCGCGCCGCUGUUCAAAGUUUAUCAGCAGUGUGUGAAGGAGGCCAUGAAGCAACAUCAUAUCGAGUUUAAGGAAAUCGAGAACGAUUAUAUCCGCGAUGGACAUGAGAAGAAGGAGGAAAAGAAAGGACCCAAGGAUAGCAGCAGCUGAGAGCAGGAACGGGCCUCGUGAACACACUAGAAGUAAUACGAUUUAAAGUGCAAAUAAUUAGCUGUAAUGCCCUGUACUGAAGAAAGAAGCGGAACACGAGGUUCGUUCGUUGUUGUGAGCCAGCAUUUUCGCGUUUCCUACAAUUUCAUUAGGCUAGUCGGAGCGAAGCUGUACUACACAUGACUGCCAAGAACCGAGUCUCUCGUUUCUGUUACGUUCCUUUCCUCACAAGUGAUCAAGGUGUAUUUUAUGUUUUAUGGUUAUUGUUACCAAUAAAUUGAAAAUGUUCAACACUCGCUAUUCCACCGUUGACAU